AGUAGGGGUGAUGUUGGAAAGGGAGUAAGAUGGAAGGGAGGGAUUGGCUGACAGGCGAAAAGAUCCCGAGAAAAGUGUAAGUGGAUAAUAGAAUGGAAAAGAAAAAUAACAUUUUUUGAAUGGAAGAGAAAAUAAAGUUCCAGGCAUUGGAGGCGGUGAUUAGUCCAAAAAGAAUGAUCGGCUCCAUCGCUGGAUGACUUCGGGAGGCAUGAGUGGUGGUACCAGCGUUCUCAGCAAGACACCUCAUGAUGACGAUGAAAGCUCUGAAGGAUCGAGCUAUAUCAUGGGCAUAGCCUCAACAUGGAAUCUGAGAGUAUCUUGGUAAUACUCAUCACCCUUAUUCUGUGCAAAAAGAGAAAGCAAAACAAAAAGAGGAGACCGAGGUCAAGCAAACAAAGCAGCAGUCAGAUCAAAAACCAGACUGGGGAGGUGAACAGCGUCACUCCUGGGAGGCCUUAUUACUUUUUUUUUUUUUUUUUUUUUUUUUUUUUUUUUCCUUUUUCCCUUUUUCCCUUUUUCCAUUUCCCUGCUAGCGCGAGGGUGCCAGUGAGUAACUCCACUUUCGGCACACGGAGCUUUGGGGAGCUCCAGCAGGAUCGCUUGUUUCCACGGCCUCUCGGUCUUGUUGCAUCCUAUCCCCGCCAGCUCCGAAGGAAGGAGAGCUGCGACCACAAGGCGCGAAUGGAAAAGGAAAAAAUUAAGUCAUGAGUAAUGAUUAAAUAAAAAGUCUCGCGCGACCCUCUCUGG
Aspergillus piperis CBS 112811 is the source of this 747-nucleotide messenger RNA. RefSeq lists its product as uncharacterized. Lineage: Eukaryota; Fungi; Ascomycota; Eurotiomycetes; Eurotiales; Aspergillaceae. The transcript has a single exon. The record is from RefSeq and is a predicted model, not a curated record. The coding region runs from base 301 to 708 and encodes 135 amino acids.